CGGCGCGCCGCGAGAGGAGGCGGCGGCGGCGGCGGCGGCGAGAGGAGGCGGAGGAGCAGCAGGCGCCGCCAUGGCCGCGGCGCUCACCGACAUGGCCGACCUGGAGGAGCUCUCCCGCCUCAGCCCGCUGCCCCCCGGCAGCCCCGGGCCCGCGGCGCGGGGCCGGGCCGAGCCGCCCGAGGAGGAGGAGGACGACGACGACGACGAGGCGGAGGCGGAGGCGGUGGCCGCGCUGCUGCUGAACGGCGGAGCGGGCGGCGGCGGCGCGGGGGGCGGCGAGGCGGAGACCAUGUCGGAGCCGAGCCCCGAGAGCGCCAGCCAGGCGGGCGGGGACGAGGACGACGAGGAGGAGGACGACGAGGACGGGGGCAGCAGCAGCGGCGGCGCCGAGGAGGAGAGCAGCGCCGAGAGCCUGGUGGGCAGCAGCAGCGGCGGCUGCAGCGGCGACGAGACGCGCUCGCUGAGCCCCGGCGCGGCGAGCAGCAGCAGCGGCGAUGGGGACGGGAAGGAGGGCCUGGAGGAGCCCAAGGGACCGCGGGGCGGCCCGGGCGGCCCGGGCAGUGGCGGCGGGAGUAGCAGCAGUAGCGUGGUGUCGAGCGGCGGCGACGAGGGCUAUGGCACCGGGGGAGGCGGGAGCAGCGCGACCUCCGGGGGCCGGCGGGGCAGCCUGGAGAUGUCGUCCGACGGGGAACCGCUGAGCCGCAUGGACUCGGAGGACAGCAUAAGCAGUACUCUAAUGGACGUAGACAGCACAAUUUCCAGUGGGCGUUCAACUCCAGCAAUGAUGAAUGGACAAGGGAGCACUACUUCUUCAAGCAAACACAUUGCCUAUAAUUGUUGUUGGGACCAGUGCCAGGCGUGCUUCAACUCUAGCCCAGACCUGGCAGACCACAUCCGUUCCAUACACGUAGAUGGUCAGCGUGGAGGGGUGUUUGUUUGCUUGUGGAAAGGUUGUAAGGUGUAUAACACACCGUCAACCAGUCAGAGUUGGUUGCAGCGGCACAUGCUGACACACAGUGGAGACAAACCUUUCAAGUGUGUAGUUGGUGGCUGCAAUGCCAGCUUUGCUUCUCAGGGAGGGCUAGCUCGCCAUGUGCCCACACACUUCAGUCAGCAGAACUCCUCAAAAGUUUCUAGCCAGCCAAAGGCCAAAGAAGAAUCUCCUUCUAAAGCUGGAAUGAACAAGAGGAGGAAACUAAAGAACAAAAGACGGCGCUCAUUACGUGGAGAUAUAGCAAAUAAAAAUAGAAUGUUCAUGAAAUCACAUGCACGACCACAUGAUUUCUUCGAUGCACAAACACUGGAUGCCAUAAGACACCGAGCCAUAUGCUUUAACCUCUCGGCUCAUAUAGAAAGUUUAGGGAAGGGACACAGUGUUGUUUUUCAUAGUACUGUAAUAGCUAAGAGAAAAGAAGAAUCUGGAAAGAUAAAGCUUUUGCUUCAUUGGAUGCCUGAAGACAUUCUGCCAGAUGUGUGGGUGAAUGAAAGUGAACGACACCAGUUAAAAACUAAAGUAGUUCAUUUAUCAAAGCUACCCAAAGACACUGCCUUGCUGUUGGACCCAAACAUUUACAGAACAAUGCCGCAGAAGAGGUUGAAGAGAACUCUGAUAAGAAAAAUGUUCAAUUUGUAUUUAAGCAAACAGUGAACGACAUUUGCAAUCAACUAAAAAUUCGUCUAUCGAAUUAGGUCUGAGAAUUACUGUUAAAGAGUGUUGCCGUAUGUCUGGCUCCCUUUUCAGGACUAGGGUCUUUUAUGGGGUACAGUGUGUUAUAUUUACCUACAUAACUACUCUUGUCAAUGGUUUUUGAAAAAAACCUCAAAUUCAGCUUAUUUGAAUAAUCUUCAUAUUUUCAUUUAACCUGUGACUCUAAUUUUUUUCCUGAGGAAAGUGUUGGUUUUUGAGUUUUUUUUUAAUGUAAAAAAAAAAAUGUAUUUUUUUUAAAGUAUCUUCAAACCGAAUCUUUUAUGCACCAAAGUUGGUUUUGAAAAGGAAAAUAAAAUCACUUUCUUGCUUGGCACGCAAGAAGCCAUAUGGAAUUUUUUAACUUUACAGAAAUGGAAAUAUGUGUAACUUGUCAGUACUGUAUCAAACAAAUGUCGCAUAGAGAUAAUAGAGUGUUGCUUGUAAAUAAUUCAGCAGAUUUGUAAUAUAUUUUUCUAUUAUGAAAUGUACUGUAGAUGUUUUCUAGAGGCAUGAAAGUCAAUGUAUAUAUUAUGGUAGAAAUAAUAUUGAAGGAAAUUGUAACUCACUAGUGCUGCCAGAGGGAUUGCUAUCAAAGCACCUUUAACAAGAGACGUCUUUGCAGACUGAAGGGACUGUGUACUACUGUUAAUGUCUAAGAACAAAGCAUUGGACAUCCUUCCAGAAAGUCUUUGAGGGAGGACCUAGACCCAUAAUGGAAGUUUACGGCACACCCCUCUGACAGUGACUGAGGUAGUUGUUCCUUACUGUUGGGAGCACAUACUGGAAAGCAUGUGCUGUGCAGUCAGACUGCAGAAAGCACUCCUCACUCGGGAGUUCUCACUUCCUACAAUGACAGGAAAACCAGCAGUUUUUACACUCAAUUUUUUAAAGAAAGAUAGACAAAAAUAUAAAACUAAACCUUUGGUUCCAAAAUGGGAAAGGUUCCAUGAUGCAUAGAUCAUUUCUCAUUUGCUUAAAAAAGAAAAACUACACACAGAGAAGGUACUGAAAGUAUUGGAGGUUGAACAGGGCAGUGGGUAAAGAGGUAGACAUGGAGUGAGUCAUGGACGCUGAGGGACGAGGGAAAGCACUGCCAAUGAGGACACUCUGGAAUGGCCGUCUAAGGUGCUCUGUAGCAAACGGAAUCUAUUUUCAAAAGAAGAAAAGCGGUGUGUUCUUAAUCUUUUUUUUCCUUUGCUUAAGCACUUCAUCAUUUGUUUUAUUCUAUAUCUGCGAAGUACUCUGCAAUCUCCUUUGUUCCUUUUAAAUUUUGGUUUGUUAUAACAUUGCCAAAUAGAAGUGUUUCAGACAUAGAGUUUGUACCUGUAUUUUUAUUUUACUGUCUCAUGUUCUUGUAAGUCAUUCUUAAUUGACCGAUGAUUGUAGACUUUGCUUGAAUAUUUUUUCUAAUAAAACAAAACAAAUCACAUUUAGCUUCAAAUUGUAACAAUUCAAUUUAAUUUUUAAGAUGACAUCUGGAAAUAAAUACGCAUCCAACAUUUUCUGUAGGUGUACAGAUAACAAAUUGGUCAUUGUCACUGUAUAGAAACCUUUAGAUGUCAAAACCAUCCAUCCACAUUGCUGCUUGUUGAUUAGCCUCGGAGUACUCAGUUGUUCCUGGUCCCUUUACUUCUGGUGUGACUUGGGUUUGACACUGUUACUAGCACACCAAAAAGAAUAUGAAGUAAAGCAAGCUAGUUUUAUAACUUGUAUGUAUACAUAUUUAAACAUUCAAAUCUGAUUGGAUAGUAACUUUGGACUUUUUAGGCUGUAAUGUUCAUUAAUGUUUCUUCUUACUCUGCUGCUCUUCCUGUGCCCACAUAUGACAUAUUUUGUAGUGGGCCUAGGAUUAUGUUUCUUUUUCCAAAUCUAUGUCUAGGCCAGCACUGGACAGCCUGCAGCCCAUAGUCAUUUUCAUAUCUGUUACUUGAUUUUCCCCUGCAGUGGCAUAUUGGAAUUGUCAGACCUUAGGGGUCUGCAAGCCUGAGGUAUUUAGUGUCUGCUUUAUAAAAAGAUGUUUGUUCUUUCCUUGUAUAGCUAAUAAAAAUUUUGGAGUAGUAAACAUAGACCACAUAAUUUGCACUUGAUAUGGUAGUGCACACAGUGCUAAAUUUCCGAGAAGGUCAUUUCCUACACUUUGCAGGAGGCACUCCCACAGGCAUCUGAGGUGUUUGGGUGGAACUUUCAUGUUGGAUUGCUUAUAUUGUUGAGGACCUACCAUUUUACCAAGUGUGUUUUGUCUUACAGGGAUUAAUUGAGAAUCUGUUAAGUCAGAUUCUGUGUUUGAACUACAAGUAACAUUGAUUUUAUCUAAAAGAAUCUUGGAAUAUGAAAUAUUGUAAAAUUUUAAAGUUCUUUAUUUUUCUAGUAAACCUUUUCAUACACUAAUGUGGCUACACAUUAAUUCUGAAUUUCAGAUGAAAGGAAAAUAAAGUGGACAAUAAUUAACUCUCAA
Molecule: messenger RNA, 4142 nt
Organism: Peromyscus californicus insignis
Lineage: Eukaryota; Metazoa; Chordata; Mammalia; Rodentia; Cricetidae
Gene: Aebp2
Product: AE binding protein 2
Exons: 10
Coding region: 71-1648 (525 amino acids)
Biological process (GO): regulation of transcription by RNA polymerase II
Cellular component (GO): ESC/E(Z) complex
Source: RefSeq, a predicted model, not a curated record